This is a messenger RNA of Phlebotomus argentipes, 1487 nucleotides long. Its product is annotated as protein yellow-like. Gene Ontology annotation, cellular component: extracellular region. The transcript is spliced from 4 exons. NCBI's taxonomy places the organism in Eukaryota, Metazoa, Arthropoda, Insecta, Diptera, Psychodidae. The coding region runs from base 1 to 1404 and encodes 467 amino acids. The record is from RefSeq and is a predicted model, not a curated record.
AUGUUUUUGUUUAGUGUCCUGCUCAUUGGCGUUAUCGCCUCUGCCCACGGAUAUGGAUAUUCGCCGUAUCACAACAGGAAUCCUUACUACAAUAGCACAAGUAACAGAGGACAAGUGGACUUGGACUCUCGCGUUGAUGUAACGAAUCAAACGCCUGGUCGACGAACUGGUCCUUACGGAGGGCCGUACGUGUCAUCAACGAGUCCCUUUGAGAUCGUCUAUGAGUGGAAUAUUUUCGACUAUGAAUAUCCCAGUACCACUGAGAGAAGAGCCGCAAUCACUUCUGGGGAAUAUAUUCCAGAAAAUACCAUGCCUCUGGGCAUUGAUGCUUACCAGAAUCGCUUCUUCAUCUCCAUUCCACGUUGGAAAAUUGGCACCCCGGCGACUCUCGUGUCGCUCGAUCUGCCGCCCAAGACCAGGACUCCGCUGCUUCGUCCUUAUCCCAAUUGGCAAUACCACACGACACCCACAAAUCCCGACUGCACGAAGCUCAUGUCAGUCUUCCGCAUACACAUAGACGAGUGCGGUCGCCUGUGGGCCAUUGACGCGGGCAUGGUGAACACAACGAGCACUCCUAAUCUCGUGUGCCCUCCGAAAAUUAUGAUCUUCGACCUGGCCACCGAUCGCCACCUGCUCACCUUCCAAAUUCCAGACAACCAAAUCAAGGAGGACUCGCUCUACACCAGCAUCCUGGUGGACAUUCGCGAUGGGCGCUGCGAAGAUGCCCAUGCGUACGUGACGGAUGUGUGGCGCAACGGAUUGUGGGUGUUCAGUCUGGGCAAAAGGCGAAGCUGGCGCACCAACAACUACUUCAUGCUGCCAAAUCCUCAUGCAUGCGAUUACAGCUUCCACAAUCAACUGAAUUAUCAAUGGACUGACGGUAUUUUCGGCACAGCUUUGGGACUCGUUGAUGCACGUGGUGAUCGUCUCAUGUAUUUCCAUCCCAUGUCUAGUUUUUCGGAAUUCUCAGUUCUGACUUCGGUGCUGCAAAACGAGACAAUCUGGACGCAAGGCAUCAAUGUCAAUACACAAUUCAAGGAAGUUGGCGACAGAGGACGUAACAGUCAGUCCUCCACGUCCGGCAUUGAUCGAGACGGCGUCUUGUUCUACACACUCGUGAAUCAGGACGCUAUCGGCUGUUGGGACACGAACAAGGUUCUGGUUCCCAGCAAUAUCCAUCACGUGGACCAGAAUCAAGUCUUCCUCUCCUUCCCGAAUGACAUCAAAGUCGACAAGGCUGCCGAUCAGGGAGUUUGGGUGCUGGCCAACAAUCUGCCUCUAUUCCUCUACACCGGCCUAGACUACAGCAAAGUCAACGUUCGCAUUCUGCGCGCGAGCGCCAAAGCCGCCGCGAAGAAUACGCCAUGCGACCCCAACAAGAGAGGAAGCCACCUUUGGCGCUGAAUCAUAAAGACUUAAUUUCACUCUCAAUGGACUGCGUUAAUCACUUUAAUAUUUACUUUGAGUAAUCUACUAUUUCCUAACAU